Messenger RNA from Corylus avellana, 1384 nucleotides. RefSeq lists its product as uncharacterized. NCBI's taxonomy places the organism in Eukaryota, Viridiplantae, Streptophyta, Magnoliopsida, Fagales, Betulaceae. The record is from RefSeq and is a predicted model, not a curated record. Gene Ontology annotation, molecular function: nucleic acid binding; RNA-DNA hybrid ribonuclease activity.
UGAAUGGGGAGAUGAACCAACAAGAGGUGCAGGGGCUGGUGCAGGUGAAUGCCAUCUUGGCUGCAGCAGCCAAAGAUACAUCACUAGACAAAGCCCUAUAGAUCUUAAAGAAAGGCUUUUGAAGGUAGUAAAUAUCUCCCAUUUCAUCUCUUUCUUUGUGUUUGUGACUCGAGAUCCAUCCUAUAAGAGCUUCCUGCUACGGAAAUGAAGAGUCUCACAAAUGGGCUUCUAGAAGUUGGCUACUACAAAUCCAGUCAUAUGGAGGCUUUGGCAAGUCUAGCUAUCUGCAAAAACCUAGGAUAUGGUUUGUGUGGAGGAGAAGCUUGCAUGCACAGUCAUCAAACAACUCGUCACGAUUUGCAGAGGAUUUUACCCAAGAAGUGUACGUGGACAGCAUUAUGUGUGAGCUUCCUCGGCUGCAAUCUUCUAAGCUGCGAGUCAAUCACACAGUGGGCUCUAAAUCAUUUCUUUUGCAUCCCAAAGUCUGACGUGCAUCUUUUCCAAAUUUAUGCUACUGUUAUGUGUGACCUUAUGUGGUUUAGCAGAAAUCGAGCAGUUCAUGAUGGAGUCUUUCCAAAUGUGCUUGUUUUAUCUACAACUAUAAAGAAAAUCUCUCUGGACCACUUCAAGGCUUGGAAAGACAUCUCGUCUCCUUGUGUGGAAAGAUGGUCUCCUCCAGUGGGCUCCUCCCUCAAGAUAAAUUUUGACACAGCUAUAAGAGAUUCUUUCUCGGCACAAGGAGCUGUCUGCCGCGACUCUUCUGGAAAAAUCCUAGAGGCUGUUUCUCAGAUUAUCCCCUUGUGUGAUCCCACUUACAGUGAAGCCUUAGCUGCUGCUCUAGCCAUCUCUUUGGCUAUAUCUUUAGGCUGUGCAGAUUUCUUUCUAGAAGGGGAUUCUCAAGUGGUGAUUAUGGCGCUGCAGCAUCCCUCCAUAGUUUGUGACUGGAAGAUUGUAGAUAUCAUCUUCAACUCCAUUGCUACCAUCCCCUUGAUCUCCUCUUGGAGAGCAAAAAAAGUUCACGUAAGUGCAAAUUUCUACACCCAUCAUCAUGUGACAUAUUGGACCGCAGCUAGAGUUUAUUCUAAUUACAUUCCCACUCAUUUACCUCACCCCCUGCUUAUCCUAUUUGUAGUGGCACAAACCCACCUCCUUUAGUUUGAUUUUCUGCUGUUCUUAGUUCUUGUUUGUUUCAGUCUCUACUUACAAAAAAAAAAGAAAAAAAAAAAAAAAAUCAAGGGAUCAAGAUACUAAUCACAUGUAAGUUCAAAACGUCCUGUGUAUACUUUCGUGUCAAAACUUUAAAUACUAAAGUGACUUGUUUUGUGCGGCAAUUACUCUGUCCAUGCUUUCACUUUAUAUUAAACAAGUUAAUCAUGUAAACUCG